GUUUAGGAAUCUCUGUCCCCAAUUCAUCAGAAGUUUGUUUGGCCGUUUACAGCAACGGCUCGCCUGGCAUUGGCUGGCAGUCCUCCACAAUGGCAAACAUCCCCAUCGAGCUGUACUACUCGACCGCACUUUUACCUGUCUUGUACCUGCUUAUCAGGACAGUAUUUCUCCGGCCGACGACUACAAAGCUGCCGCUGCCGCCGGGUCCCAAAGGAUUGCCUCUGGUCGGAAACAUCGCCGACCUUCCCCCAAAGGGAGGACUAGAAUGGCAGCAUUGGGUCAAGCACAAGGACCUUUAUGGCCCCAUCAGCUCAGUCAACGUCUUCGGGCAGACGAUCGUCCUGGUGCACGACCUGGAGGUGGCCCUGGAGCUCCUGGAUAGACGGGGGGCGAAGUACUCUUCGAGGCCGCGCAUGGUGUUUGCAGGUGAAAUGAUGCCUUUUCAACCAUACAACAAAACCUUUCGCCAUCAACGCAAACUGGCGGGCGGGGUAAUCGGCACGAAUACCGCCAUCACGCGAUUCCAUCCCUUAAUCGAUGUGGAAGUGCGCCGCUUUCUCGUGCGAACGCUGCACAAACCUGACAGCGUUCUCGACCAUCUCCAAACCGAGUCCGGUUCCGUUAUGCUCGGGAUGCUCUACGGAUACACGCCUUCCCCUACCGAGCCCGAUGCGCUGGUUCGUCUGAUCAACAAAGUCAUGGCCGAGUUCAGCGAAGCUGUCGUGGUGGGUGCCUGGAUGGUCGAUCUGAUCCCCUGGCUCCGAUACCUUCCAGAUUGGGUACCCGGCACGGGGUUCAAGCAGACGGCCCGCCAGUGGAAGAAGGACUGCGACGAAGUCAUGGACGUGCCAGCAGACUUUGUGGUGCAGCAAAUGGAGCGACGUGCGGCGAAGCCAUCGUACGUCGAGCGUCUCCGGAGCGCCGAGCCCGAUGCCGAGAAUUGGAAGCACAUCAAGCAGAGCGCUGCUGCCCUGUACGCUGGCGGGGCCGACUCGACUGCCGCCGGCCUGAGUUUCUUUCUCCUGGCUAUGACGGCCUACCCUGAUGUGCAAGCGAAGGCGCGCGAAGAGAUCGACCGCGUUGUGGGUACCGGCCGGCUCCCUAAUUUCCAGGAUCGCGAAAAGCUGCCCUACAUCGAGGCUGUGGUAAAGGAAACGCUGCGCUGGCAUCCGCUUGCGCCGUUGGGACCGCCCCAUAUGAGCGACCAGGAGGACGAGAUCCGCGGGUACCGGAUCCCCAAGGGGGCCAUCGUACUCCCUUCGAUUAAGUGGUUUUCGGCUGAUCCGGCUGUGUACCCGGACCCUGAGCAGUUCAGGCCUGAGAGAUUCCUGGGGCCCGACCCGGCGCCUAGUCCGUAUGCCUAUGUCUUUGGUUUUGGAAGAAGAAUCUGCCCCGGACGGCUGUUGGCUGACAGCGAAAUCUUUCUCACUAUUGCGCAAACUCUUGCCGUCUUUGAGAUUCACAAGGCAGUUGACAAGAACACGGGCAAAGUGAUUGAGCCCGUCGUGGGAACGACACCGGGUCUUGUGGCGCAUCCAAUACCUUUCCAGUGUAGGAUUGUACCGAGGAGCAACAAGCAUGUUGAGCUGAUUGGGGAAGUCGAGCACGAACAUCCAUGGGAGGAGGGUGACGCAAAGUUGCUCAGGGGACUCAGUAUCUAACUUUGACCUCAAGUCGGGGCCAGAAGCCAUAUGAAUGUCAAGAUGUGCUCUUGGGCGUGAAGACAAAACGACUGCUGCGCAGCGCUGUCAACAAGUCAAGUCUACCAAGUCAAGUCUCCAAGUCAAGUCAAGUCAAGUCAAGUCUUGUCUUAUUUCUGUAGACUUGUCAAGUCAAGUUGAUGCACCGAGUUGACUUGACAGACUUGACACUCAGUAGGGUUAGGGUAUCGAAUAACAAGUAAGUCAACGUGGGGUUAACUAGCCCAAAUUUUAUCCAAGAUCAAAACUCGGAACAUACCGAAAUAGCCAUUUUACCCAAUCUUCUGGCUGAACCUACUUCGACGUGUUGCCUGUCGCGUCGAUCACCUCCUGGUCACGAGGUGAGGGGUGUGGGUUGG
This is a messenger RNA of Parathielavia appendiculata, 2059 nucleotides long. RefSeq names its product cytochrome P450. The transcript is spliced from 3 exons. The record is from RefSeq and is a predicted model, not a curated record. Gene Ontology annotation, molecular function: monooxygenase activity; oxidoreductase activity, acting on paired donors, with incorporation or reduction of molecular oxygen; heme binding. Bases 90 to 1661 code for a protein of 523 amino acids. Lineage: Eukaryota; Fungi; Ascomycota; Sordariomycetes; Sordariales; Chaetomiaceae.